AGCCAAUCUUCUUCUUUAUCCAACCAAUAUCCUCUCGAAGCAGAGUAACAACACAAGAGGGAAGCCAAAAAAGAAUGACGACAAUGGCGACGCAAGGGGCUUUUCUACGAUUACGAGUCUCCUUACCCUCGAAGUCAGCCGCUAAACCAACAGAGCUCGGCUUCCUCAGCUCUCAGCUCAGCGGCUUAAGAAUCUCGCAGGGUCCCUCCACUGACGUCAUCAACCGUAUCUCCCUUCCUUCCUUCCCCGGUACUCUUCAGCCAAUUGUCGCCCGGAGGAUAUGUCCUUUUACUGGGAAGAAAGCGAACAGAGCCAACAAAGUCUCCUUCUCUAACCACAAGACCAAGAAGUUGCAGUUCGUCAACUUACAGUACAAGAAAGUUUGGUGGGAAGCUGGCAAACGCUUCGUCAAGCUUCGUUUAUCAACUAAGGCUUUAAAGACCAUUGAGAAGAACGGUCUCGAUGCUGUUGCCAAGAAAGCUGGCAUCGAUCUUCGCAAGAAAUAGAUGAAUUCAUAUGCUGUUAAUUUCUUUUCUUAAUACAUUUCCUUCAAUGGAGAGAACUUUGUGAGUUUGGAAUCAGAAACUGUGUUUUUUUUUUUUGUUUCCCCCUUCAAGAUUAGACAAAACUCGUUUAAAAAAGAAAAUUACAUUUCAUGUCUUUUCGUAUAUUUUUUAAUUGUAUAAUCGUUACAGGUGGUAUUAAAUCAACUCUCAGUCUCUG
Messenger RNA from Eruca vesicaria subsp. sativa (arugula), 723 nucleotides. The record is from the annotation of a GenBank genome assembly. Lineage: Eukaryota; Viridiplantae; Streptophyta; Magnoliopsida; Brassicales; Brassicaceae.